Symsagittifera roscoffensis is the source of this 2140-nucleotide messenger RNA. Its product is annotated as prostatic acid phosphatase-like. Bases 123 to 1454 code for a protein of 443 amino acids. Gene Ontology annotation, biological process: dephosphorylation. The transcript has a single exon. Gene Ontology annotation, molecular function: phosphatase activity. Lineage: Eukaryota; Metazoa; Xenacoelomorpha; Acoela; Convolutidae. The record is from RefSeq and is a predicted model, not a curated record.
UUUAGUAGAAUUAUUGAAUUGUAAAUAUCUUUAUCCCUGUCACUUUUACCAAACUCUACAUCAACAUCGCCUGUUCAUUGAAUUUCUUCUUGGAUUGAGAAAUUGAAUUCUGAAGUCACAAAAUGAUCAAUGUGAUCACACUUAUUUUAUUGACCUCACUUACACAAUGUCUGAACGGGGUUCCAAACGAGCAAAACUUGACCUUGGAGUUCGUUCAGAUUAUCUGGCGUCACGGGGAUCGAUCCCCGAUUAUGUUCUACCCGAAUGAUCCCUACUUGAAUUACUGGCCUCAGAAACCUGGCAUGCUUACCCAAGAGGGAAUGCGACAACAUUACGCAUUGGGAACCUACCUCAGAGAAAGGUACAUGCCUCAAUUUUUGAACUACCAUUAUCUUAGAAACGAAACUUACGUCUUGUCAUCAAAUGUGGAUAGAGCUAUUGAAUCGGCACAGUCGAAUUUAGCUGCACUGUAUGCCCCGAAAGAUUGGCAGGUGUGGGAUUCGAACCUCAACUGGCAGCCGGUUCCAAUUCACACAAUUCCGGCUGAUGAGGAUCAUUUUCUGGACGUCCCAAUGGAGAGCUGCCCGCGAUUUGAAAAGAUUGACCUAGAUUUUCACAAUAGCGAUGAAUACCAGGAAUACAAUAAAACUAUCUGGCCGUUUCUGGAGCAACUUGCGAAAUUCACAGGCGCUUUUUUGACACUGGACAAUAACAGUUUCAUUUAUGAUAAUUUAGUUUGCGAUCAGGCGCAUAAUUUAAAAUUACCAUCUUGGGCGACUCCUGAAAUCAUGAAACAGUUCGAACAAUCGGCUAAUUUUGAGUUCUAUAAUUUGUUCAGGACAAAAGAGCAGCAGCGUCUUUUAGGUGGAACUUUGUUCAAGUCGAUUCGAAAUGUGUUCAAAGACAAGAUUGAGAACAACGUCGAAAGAAAAUUAGCCGACAAAAUGGUAAUAUACUCUGCACACGACACGACUCUGAUUGCUUUGACUCGGCUGCUCGAUGUUUUUAACUAUCUGAGGCCACCAUAUGCAUCAGCACUUUUGUUUGAACUAUAUUCGGACGCAGAUAAAAACUAUUUCGUCAAGCUUCUUUAUCGAAAUGUCACAAAAACUUUCGACCACGAGCCUUUUGUUCUGGAGUUGCCGUUUUGUAAUCUGGAGUCGCUUUGUCCUUGGGAAACUUUUGUUGGAAAUAGUUCGAAGCUUGUUUUGGAGGACUGGAACCAAGCGUGUGAAAUAAGUUUACUGGAAAAUUUGGCCCAAUUACAUGAAAACGGUCACGUGGCCAGGUUUCUGAUUCUUGCCCUAGCGUUCAUUCUCGGAACUUUCGGAGUGUUUUUGUCGAUCGAGCUGUACUGCUGGUAUGUAAAACGGAGGGUCAUCGAUCCUUCCAAGUUGAAGUUGGAUAUCACCUUCUAUUCGUCGCAAGACAUUUUGAACGCAAACUCAGCCUGACCGAGACGAAAAAAUUAGGGAUGUUAACUUUCAAACUGUGAAAACAUGAUUUUGUAGCUGUCUUUUUUGUAUCUGUAAAUCUAGUUUUGAUGUGCUUGCGCAAAAUAUGAAAUAUCCAGUCAAAGCUGAAGUAUCAAAAGUAUAAAUUAGUCAUUUUAUUUACGAUUUAGUAGAAUGUGGAAUUUGUAGGACGCAAGUUCCUAUAUUUUCAUUUUAUCAUAGAUUCAAAGUUAUACUGAUUCAAACGUUCGCUAUUACCAGUGAGCUGGGAAAAUGGAAAAAAGUAUAUGCCUUUUUUCGUACUUUUUCCGCUCAUAAUAGAGUAAAAAAGGAAGCAAAAAAUAAAGCUUUGCUUUAAUUUGUCCUGAAAAACAUCAAAAGUUUCAAAGAAGAGCUCCAAACUGGAGUUUGUUAUGAACGCUCCUGUCAAAUUCCUUCAUGCGCUGUUAACAUCGCAAGAUGAAAAAUGAAAGUUUCUGUAUAUUCAUUUGAUUUUUUUAAGAUUUUUUUAGAAACCAGAAAAAAGAAAUACUUUUUUCCUGCUCUAUGAUUAUCCCUAGAAUAUGUACUUCUUAUACUUUUUAUCAUCUAGAUAGUGCAGUUUAAUUAGUUGGUGUUUUAUUUUAUUUGUGAGUUCUAUAUCAUUGUGAUCGUUUGUUCAAUAUCGGUUAGAUGAGCUUGGUUAG